Poecilia reticulata (guppy) is the source of this 1104-nucleotide messenger RNA. RefSeq names its product TRAF-interacting protein with FHA domain-containing protein A. The record is from RefSeq and is a predicted model, not a curated record. Gene Ontology annotation, molecular function: protein binding. NCBI's taxonomy places the organism in Eukaryota, Metazoa, Chordata, Actinopteri, Cyprinodontiformes, Poeciliidae. Gene Ontology annotation, biological process: positive regulation of canonical NF-kappaB signal transduction.
CUGCAUAAUUUCAAGCAAAAAUACCUAGUACUGCAAUUUUCAAAUUUACACUUGAAAGCAGCAAGUCACGGGGUUAAGGGAGGGGAGAGAAUGACGAAAGAUUGCAGAGCAGUCGAAGAGCCUUUCCUGUUUCAUAAGGAGAAGCAAUGUUGCUCACUUUGUCCUCAGUUCGUAGCUGAUCACUUUCUUUUCUGUGCCAGGGCAGAAAAAAAAAUUUUUCACUUUGAAACAUUUAGCUUUCAGAUUUCAUCAGAAUCUUCUCAUCCAUGACAAACAUGUCUCAGACAAUGGAGACAGAGGAGGACCUCCUCACUUUACUCCACAUCAAGUUUUACCACCCUCAGCAACACUGUAAAGGUUUUUACGACUUGCUUCCCUUGGGGACCAGGAGCAGACGCUCUGCCGAUGAUCCUCUCAGGCUGGGCCGCGACGCCCAGACCUGCACCUGCUCUCUGGUUGACCCCAAGGUGUCCCGCAAACAGCUGGCCCUAAACGCGUACCGUACACCCAAGAGCCCGGACAUGCUGUUCUCCAUCCAGAACCUGAGCCAGAGAGGGCGACUGUCAGUGAACGGAUCGUCGCUGGGCUACCUGGAGAGAAUGGACCUUCCAGACAAGGCUCUGAUCCGGUUCUUAGAGUAUGAGAUGCUCAUCAUUCGGGAGUCUGGAGAGGCAAAGRCCAGUUUUGAGGUGGAYAUGGAGGUGCUGACAGUGCCUCCCUCCAGGGAGACAUGCACCUGUGUGCCUGGAAGGGCACCAGUCAUGGACACGGGCAUGGUGGACCAAAACACGUCUGGGUUAAGAGAACUUGGACCUCUGGAAACUGAUGAGACACUCAUCUAUUACAAAUGAUCAACAGACUGAGCCAGACUAAGCAUCAAAGCAUUGCUGUCCAUUUGUUACAGUAAAGUUGAAUUAGGUAAUAAUAAUAUUCAUAUUCUAUUGUGAAAUCAUUUAAUUCUUUUAUACUUUGGCUUUUGCAAAUAGAUAAAAUACAGCUGGACCCUUAAAUGUCUUUCAUUUUUGUAAAUAUGAAUAUUGUGGUGUUUUAAUGUCAUUUACUUCUGAAUCAUAGGUUUAAGCAAUAAACUACUUUUUUACAGUA